AUGUCAACCUGGCGAGCGGCAGUCGGCGUAAAACCACCAAUAGCGCCGAAACCGGUAGAGGAGGAAGAAUGGGAAACCGAUCCUGAUUUCAUUAAUGACAUCAGCGAGAAAGCGAGUAGAUGGGGAGCGAAGACUGUGGAAGGUUCAGGGCACCAGGAACAUUUCAAUAUGGAUAAAUUCCGGCAGGAGGCCCUAAUAGCGGAUAAAAUCCAGCAGGAGAAGAAACUGGAGCAAAUGCCGAAGCCAAGUGAGGGAUAUGGCGGCAAAUUUGGUGUAAUGACAGACCGAAUGGACAAGGCAGCUAUGUCGUUUGACUACAAGGGUAAAGUGGAUCCACACGCAUCGCAGAAGGACUAUUCCAUAGGAUUUGGUGGAAAGUACGGCGUUCAAACGGACCGUAAAGACAAAUCGGCAGCUGGGUGGGACGAGAAGGUCGACCUGUCGAAGCAUGAAAGUCAAAAAGACGCUUCUUCUGGAUAUGGAGGCAGGUUCGGUGUUCAAGUUGAUCGAAAGGAUAAAUCAGCAGCAGGAUGGGAUGAGAAAGUGGAGCUAUCCAAGCACGAGAGCCAGAAAGACGCAGCAACUGGUUACGGUGGUCGCUUUGGUGUGCAGACGGACAGAAAGGAUAAAUCGGCCGCAGGUUGGGAUGAGAGGAAUGAGCUUAUGAAACACGAAAGCCAAAUGGACUACAAAAAAGGAUUUGGAGGCAAGUUUGGCGUUCAAAAAGACCGUCAGGAUGCUUCGGCAGUGGGUUGGGACACAAAAGAGGAAGUUCCGAAACAUGCCAGUCAAACUGAUUAUAAAAAAGGAUUUGGUGGCAAAUUCGGAGUUCAGACGGACAGACAGGAUAAAGCAGCUGUUGGUUACGAUGUUCACGAAGGUCUCCAGAAACAUGAAAGCCAGACGGAUUAUAAGAAAGGAUUUGGAGGCCAGUUUGGAGUGCAAACUGAUAGGCAGGAUCGCAGCGCUGCUGGAUUUGAGUACCAUGAACAACUGGCUAAGCAUGAAAGUCAAGUGAUCAAUAAAGGCAUCGACAAAUCAAACAACCAAACACGUGGAGAUGAUCGGCCGACACCAAGUCCAGCUGUCCAUCGUGAGAACGUUGAAGUCCCUGCAAAGGCGCGAGCCUCAGAUCUGCGUGCUCGUUUCGAGAAAAUGGCGACCGCUGACACUGUCGAUCGUGUUGCGGCUGAGCGAGAGAGAAGAAAGCGUGAGGACCAGGAACUGCAAGAGCGCCAACGACGUGAAGAGGAGGAAAGACAACGUCGCAAUUGA
Molecule: messenger RNA, 1275 nt
Organism: Cooperia oncophora
Lineage: Eukaryota; Metazoa; Nematoda; Chromadorea; Rhabditida; Trichostrongylidae
Source: the annotation of a GenBank genome assembly